UUUUCUACACGGACUGCAGUUUGGGUGCACAAUGCGUCAAAGAAAUGUUUUGAUAGUGAGGUGCUGUCAGUUAACGUUCUUGAAAAAGCCUAAGAUAAUCUAACUGAUGGUGCUAAAUCUUCCAGAGUCGUUGUUUAUUUUCAUCUGUAGCAUAUAGACUUUGACAUUUGCUUAGGUUGUUGGGCACGUGAAACACUGACGUUAACGUUAACUGCUGCUACAUCCGUCAUAAUAUCUAGCUUGACUAACAUACGUUAGAUAGCUAAAGGCUAAGGAUGUUUACCUCACAGACUUCGUCCUUUCAAGACUCGAUUGAUGUGGAAGAAAAAGACACAGAUUUUGACAGUGAGGAAAUAGGGGGAAUCAGUCAGCGAAUACAACAAAUCAACUGCUAUUAUUCAAUUUACUUUUACCAAAGCACAAGAUCUGAGGCAGCAGAGGAGAGUGUCGCGUGGUCUCAAAGAAGAGCAGAUUCAACCACAUGUCAUGAUGACUUUAGCCUCACCUUACUGGACAGCAGUCUGCCCCCAGAGGCUGAGCCACAGCUGCGAUGCUACAUCUCCCGCAGACUGAGCAAAGGAGCUCUACUGGGAGGAAUGGGCAACAUUGCCACUGUGGAGCUGAGCAUCCCUGAGCAGGCAGUUGGUUGCUAUUGUUGCCUACUAGAACAGGAAUCUUCUCCAGACCAAUCAGAAGAUGGGAAUGGCUGGGUGGUCUGCUUCCUUGGCGGUUCAGAGAAAGGACUAAAUCUAUUCCGACUUGAACUUGACAAGUAUGUGCAAGGUCUCCAGGGCAGCUUGACUCCAGAGAUGGAGAACCUGGAGUCAGACGUGAGGCCAUACCUGAGUCUCUGGUAUGAGGAGUCGGUCAUGCACAUUCACAGAGUGGUUCAGCUGGUCCAGGCCAAUGUCUGUUUCCUCUUGCAUGCGGCUUUGAGUCAUACCCCUGUAGUGGUCAAUGACGCAGAUGAGAGAACCAAGACUGAUGUAGUCAGAUUCAUCAAAGCUGCCAGUCUGCAGGGUUUAGUUCAAGAGGACACCACCACGGCUACCUUGUGCAAAGCCAUGUCAGAUGACGCCCACACAGACCUGGUGAUCGACUGCUCCACAAGCCCACCCACUCUCUCGAAUGCAGUUAGUAACCAGUUCUGUGAGGACUGGAUCCAAGCGUUCCUGAAUGCUGCCGAGAGGUGCAACCCAUUCCUCCUGAGACAAAUUCUGGAGAACUUCAAGCUUAAGGCCAUCCAGGACAUGAACAACCUGAAGCGCUUCAUCCGGCAGGCGGAGAUGAGCCACUAUGCGCUGUUCCGCUGUGGCCAGUUCCUGCGCGGCUGUGGCAACGGCGAUGUUCUGCUGCAGAACGCACGGGCCGAGCACAGCGGGCUGACCGAGGCCUGUGGAAUCAUUCGCGUGCUUGAGGAGUACCUGAGUGAGCAGGCUAUGGCACCCGCUGCACUCCACUGACCACACACACACACACACACACACACAUCAACUUGAAACCAGGCACACUAACUGCACACCCAGAACACACACUUACACUCACACCACUAGAAACCAUACAUUAAUUCUCAACAAAGGACACACACACACACACACACACACACACACACACACAAUGAGAUACCAUAUAUUUAUUCACAACAAAAAAGGACAGAUACUGCACUGGAUGUGCCCACUGAGACUAACCAUACAAUAACUGCAUAUAGAACACAUUUAAGAUGCAUAACAAUCCCAAACUAUCCAAACACAACACAUAUACGUCAUGCACAGCACUUAAAAAACAACAUAGGCAGUGCCAUCAAAUAUUCAACAUCAGCACUCUUUAAUUUGCCUGGAAAGAAACACACAAUCCUGACACCUUUGUAUAAUGCUGUAUAGACACUAACCUUAUUCCACACUAAGCUGUGUUUGUGUGUGUGUGUGUGUGUGUCCAUGUGUCCGUGUGUAUCAAAUGUCAUUAUUAUAGGCCACUGUUAUUGUACUUUAAUUUUUCACUGUUAAUCCUCAUAAAGAGUAAAAUUGUACAGGGCAGCAUUGACAUUGUAGGCCAUAUUGUUUGAAGACCAAAUUGACUUUAUCUUUAUGUUUGCCCGUUUAUUUGGAUCCAAUAAUGUACUGAUAUUUAAGACCAAUUAUGAAGCUUUUGUGCCUGCUUUUUGCCUAGCAGUUUUUCUUCAACUAUCGUAUUUUAUUGCAAUCCCAAGUGUAACCUUUUAUGUUUGAAACUGACGGUAGCAUGUAUCAUUUCAAGUGAAUUCAGUACACUACCUUUUUCAUUUGUAUGACAUAUUAUCUGUAGCAGAAAUACUGAUGUGCUUUAUGAAUGGCUGAUUAUUUCCUUAUUUCUUUAAGUUUACACAAUUAUUUAAAUACUUUUAUCCUAUAUGUGCUCACAAACACUUGUGUAAAAAUCCUAGUACCACGAUAGCAGACCUGAUUUAGGAUAUGAUGACAUAGGUGCUAAUUAAUCCAGAUUUGUGUGAUUUGCUGUAGUGAGCUGCUAGUGGAGUCAGACUUUGUAUUUGAUAUUUUGCCAGCAAACCCUAUCCAUUCCUAUAACUGUAGUCACAGGAAUGCUGAGACAAAAGCAAUAUUGUGUUUGUGAAAAUGUGAUAAUAUUUUGACUGUGAAAUUAAGAGUUUGUGUCCGGGACCGUAAAUAGUUGUGCUGUAUAAAAGUGACCGGGUCCAGCUACCCAAACUGACCACCACACACUACUGUGUCCCAGUCAGCCAGCAUCAUUCUAGCUCUCCUGUUUUGUCUCCGCUCUAAUGUCUGAUAUUGUGAAAGUGAUUUCAAUAAAUGUUGAUCACUACGCUC
Molecule: messenger RNA, 2822 nt
Organism: Alosa alosa (allis shad)
Lineage: Eukaryota; Metazoa; Chordata; Actinopteri; Clupeiformes; Clupeidae
Gene: c6h17orf75
Product: chromosome 6 C17orf75 homolog
Exons: 10
Coding region: 276-1463 (395 amino acids)
Cellular component (GO): trans-Golgi network
Source: RefSeq, a predicted model, not a curated record